Molecule: messenger RNA, 820 nt
Organism: Tarenaya hassleriana
Lineage: Eukaryota; Viridiplantae; Streptophyta; Magnoliopsida; Brassicales; Cleomaceae
Exons: 3
Coding region: 17-364 (115 amino acids)
Source: RefSeq, a predicted model, not a curated record
UUCUCUCAUAUGAUGUAUGGGGCAGUUCAAAAGACAUUUUAUAUGCUUCACACUUCUUGUUUCAGUUUACAAGCAUUUCUGGAACUAUCAUUGGAGCAAUUCUGGGACUGAUACAUUUCUGCAAUUCAAUAGUAAACAGGUAAAAGCAGAUUUGUCGAGCAUCAGAUUUUCCUCCUUUUACAUAAGUUUUCAUCGACCAUGGAUCUUCUUGGCUAUAAUGUUCCAGGCUGCAGCAAGGUGCCUGUUAAACAAUAUAUGUGCUUUAAAGUCAAGAGCGCAUAUGAUAAGGAUUGACAUUCAUAGAAUAGAUCAGGUACAACGCAACGGACACGAAAAAAGAGUGAAAUCCAGAAUAGAAGAUUAGAUAACCAAAAUGAUUGUUUCACCCAGACUGAAACGAUCAUUUCACCCACUUUAAUAUCCGAAAUUGUUCAGAAAGUCAAAAUGAUCGGUUCGGGAAGCUCAAAACGAUCGUUUUGAGUCGCAAAAAUCAGAAAAUUGCUUAGAAACUUGAAACGAUCAUUUCACUUCAUGUAGAAACGAUCGUUUCAUUUAAUAUAGAAAUGAUUGUUUGGUCAGUCAUAAUUGGAAGGGAAAUUCCCAAAAAAAUCAUCCAAUUAUGAGAUAACUAUCUCAUUCAUCACGAACUUUUAAAAUUUUUAAAUUCAUACUGAAUUUGAUUUUUUUUUCUAAAACAUCAUUCGAAAUUUAAAUUUUACCAAAAUCCUCAUCGCAACAGAAUUAAUUUUGCCAAAUAGGCAGAAAGCGCCUACAUGGCGCCUACGUGCCAUGUACGUGUUCGCCACGUAGGAUACACGUG